GGCUACAUAGGCCUACGUCUUUUUAGUAGCGAAGGAUGGCAUUUUUGAAUAUAGUCAGCUACUAAUAUUUUGUAUUUGGUUUGAUGUACAUAAUUAUCCAAAGCGACUAAAUUAGGCGGUGUGUAGGCUGUAGAAAGGGCCUACAUAGUCAACGUUGAGAAUGAGAUUCUCAAUGUUUAUUUCUCUGCUGAGGCCGAUCGGUCCGGUUAUUAUCGGUAUUUCUUUGGGAUUUACCUUAAGUUUACUUAGUGUGAAUUGGGUGGAGGAGUCUUGUUUCCUCAACGGGAAAGCGAGUGAAGAAAUAAGUUUGUCCCAAGAUGGGAAUUCAAAAGGAGCAAGGAGACCCAAUUCGAUAUCGACGGUCAAAGAUGUGGACGCCGAGGAAGAUUUUGAGCCAAGAAUAGUGCCAUAUAAACCAGUCCAACAAAGCAAACCAAAUAAACUUUUUCGGGCUAAGUACAUCAGUACAGAGCUGGGGAUCCGGGAGCGCCUCUUCGUAGGGAUCCUGACGUCCAAAAGCACCAUCAACACACUGGGAGUGGCCGUGAACCGCACCAUCAGCCACCACCUGGACACUGUGGUCUUCUUCACAGGCAUGCGCAACCGCAAAGUGCCCCACGGCAUGUUCGUGGUCACCCAUGGGGACGAGAGGCUCAUAUGGAACAUGUUCCAGACCAUCAAGUACAUCUUGGAGCACUAUAUCCAUGAGUAUGACUGGUUCUAUCUGGCCCAGGACGACACCUACACAGAGGCAGACCGGAUCAAACAGCUGGUGGCUCACCUGAGCAUGGACCGGGAGCUUUACAUGGGCAGCCCUGAGGAGUUUAUAGGUGGGGAGAUGGAGGGGAGGUACUGCUACGGUGGUUUCGGAUACAUUCUGUCCCGUACCCUGUUACUCCGGCUCAAACCGUUCCUGGAGAACUGUAGGAAUGACAUCCUGAGCGCCAGGCCUGACGAGUGGCUGGGCAGAUGCAUCAUUGAUUAUGCCAACACCAACUGUGUGGAUGAGCAUGAGGGGCUGCAGUACUACCAUUACGAGAUGGGCAAGAACUCAGAUCCGAGUAAGGAGGACAAUAUGCAGUUUAAAAAUGCCUUCACUGUCCACCCGGUGUCUGACCCUGAGCAGAUGUACAGAGUACACAAGCACUUCACUGAGAUCGAACUGCAGAGGACAUACGAUGAGAUUAAGAAGCUGCAGACGGAGAUAAAGAAUGUGAGUGAAGUGGCUUAUGAUGGCAACCGGAGCGCCCAGUGGCCCAUUGGGAUCAAUCCUCCCUUUGAGCCCAAGUCUCGCUUCGAGGUCCUUCGAUGGGACUACUUCACAGAGGAACAGGUGUAUUCGUGCAUCGACGGCUUCCCCAAGUGUGAACUGCGCGGUAUUGAUCGUUUGGACGUGGCCGACGUCAUCGAGAUAGCCAUGGGGGAGCUGAACAAGAAGUACAAGCCUGUCCUCCACUUGAAGAAGCAGCAGCUGAUCAACGGCUACCGGCGCUUCGACCCCACUCGGGGCAUGGAGUACACCCUGGACCUGCAGCUGGAGGUAGUCAACCAGAAAGGCCGCAGUCGCUCCAUCACCAAGAGGGUCCACCUGGUGCGUCCCCUGAGUCGCAUCGAGAUCAUCCCCAUGCCUUAUGUCACAGAGGCCACCAGAGUUCACAUCAUCUUACCGCUGAACGUUCAGGAUCGAGAUUACGUCAACCAUUUUCUUGAAGUGUUUGCCGCAAAUUCGUUUGAGACCAGUGAAAACGCCAUCUUGACUUUCCUGUUCAUCUACGACCCAUUCGAGGCCCAGCAGGUCAACCAGAAUGACAUCUUCGCCAGUGUUAAAACCCAGAUCAAUGCCUACGAACGCAAGUAUCCAACAGUGAAGAUCCCGUGGAUAAGUGUUAAGACCGAAACCCCCUCUCAAAUCAAAUUCAUGGACAUCAUCUCGAAGAAGCACCCAGUAGACACUCUGUUCUUCAUCGCCAACGUCAACACCAACGUCAACUCCGAGUUCCUCAACCGUUGUCGCAUGAACUCCAUCAACAACUGGCAGGUGUUCUUCCCAAUCCACUUCCAGGACUACAACCCAGACAUCGCCUUCCACAACCAGGAGCCCCCACCUGCAGUAGACCUGGUCAAGGACGCCGGACACUUUGACCGCAGUUCGUUCGAGGAGGCGUGCUUCUAUAACACUGACUACAUGGCGACGCGCACGCGCAUGGCCUUCGACGUGCAGGAGAACGAGGAGAUCCUGGAGACCUUGGAUAUCUACGAUAUGUUUGUCAGGUACUCAACCCUGCAUGUGUUCAGGGCUGUGGAGCCAGCCUUGCACCAGAAGUACCGCUACCAGGCCUGUAACCCUCGGCUAAGUGAGGACAUCUACCACAGGUGUGUCCAGAGCAACCUGGAUGGCCUGGGAGCCCGUUCCCAGCUCGCCAUGCUGUUAUUUGAACAAGAGCAAGGAAAUAGCACUUGAUCACACCCCCCUUAGAAACUUCACCUAGAAUGUGUGUGUGAUUGGGUGUAUGCAUGUUUGUGUGUUUGCGUGCGUGUGAAUGUGUGCAUGUCUGUUUUAAAACUAAUGCAGUACAUUCCUAAAAAAAUUUUUUUUUUUUUUACUGAAUACAAAAAACCAUGCUGGAACCAAAUGGGUUUGUUUUGAACAUUGAAAGUAUUUUAAACCUUUGAUUUGGUGGUCAUGCAGGGAUGCCUAUAUCAAUAUUUUUUUAUAUAUUAGAAAAGUUCUACAUACAUUUGAUGUUGCUCUCAAGGGUAUGGCUUUAAACCUGCACAGCUUUUGAUACUUGGUCCUUUGCAGUUUAGUAAUCACUACUAAAGCACAUCUCAAUAUGUGUGCCUUUUAAUGUCUGUCGGUCCUCUUGUAUUUUCAUGUCCAUUGUCAUAUCAAGCAAAAAAAGUAGAUUUACAUGUAUUCAUUUAUCAAUAUUUGAGGCCUCAUAUUUCCACACUACACAUUUCAUAUUUUAAUGUGUAAGCUGGCAUCUGAAAUAUAGAUUCACUCUACUCAAAAAUGUUAAACGGAUGAAAGCUUUAUGGUACUAACGUAAUCAGAUGCAGCAUGAGAUUACUGUUAGGCUAAGAGGAUUGGACAUUAUGUGUCGGUACUGUAGGUCCCCAUAGGUGGGGUAGAAAACUAGCCUGUAGGGUCUCUUUAGGAGGCUGCAGCAUUACACAUUCUUAAAAAAAAAAAAAGCAUAUGAUUGUCUGUUAUUUAGAAUAGGAAAUCAUGUCAUCUUUAUCUGUUACAUUUCUAUCUGCAACACUCUAAACAUUUCACCCCUCUGAAUACACGGUUAGAUACUGUAUGUUUCUCUGACCAUAUUGCUGGAGAGUCCUUGAAAAUAACUGAGAGGCCAACUUUGUGACUGGACUAGUUCACAUAAGUUGAUGGUUUCAGUAUGUUACACACUCAAAUGUGAUCUCAAUAUAUUAAAGUAGCAAUUUGAAAUCAGUUGAAUUUAAGAAUGUAGUUAUUGAGGGCAAUCAGGAUUGUGGUUUGUAAUGUAUACAUUGGUCAUCAACGUUGUAACAUGAAUGUUAUUACAUUUCUAUUGCAUCAGAAUAUACCUGAAGAUAUACAGUUGAAGUCCGAAGUUUACAUACACCUGAGCCAAAUACAUUUAAACUCA
Molecule: messenger RNA, 3635 nt
Organism: Salvelinus namaycush (lake trout)
Lineage: Eukaryota; Metazoa; Chordata; Actinopteri; Salmoniformes; Salmonidae
Product: chondroitin sulfate synthase 2-like
Exons: 4
Coding region: 161-2461 (766 amino acids)
Cellular component (GO): Golgi cisterna membrane
Molecular function (GO): glucuronosyl-N-acetylgalactosaminyl-proteoglycan 4-beta-N-acetylgalactosaminyltransferase activity
Source: RefSeq, a predicted model, not a curated record